Molecule: messenger RNA, 5178 nt
Organism: Rhizoctonia solani
Lineage: Eukaryota; Fungi; Basidiomycota; Agaricomycetes; Cantharellales; Ceratobasidiaceae
Product: U3 small nucleolar RNA-associated protein 22
Exons: 12
Coding region: 1-5178 (1725 amino acids)
Biological process (GO): tRNA export from nucleus; rRNA processing
Cellular component (GO): small-subunit processome; UTP-C complex; CURI complex
Source: RefSeq, a predicted model, not a curated record
AUGGGAUCCAGCUCGAAGCGCAAAGCAGUAGUGUCGGCUCCCAUAGUCCCAGAACCAAAUGAUGUGGAAAUGUCCGACGGUCAAUCCAAUGCAUCUGGCAAUGACGAGUCGGCCAUGAGUGAAAACGAAGAACAAUCCGGAGCACCCCAGCCUGUCAAAGCACCGGGAGUAUUCCAUGCACCCACCACGCAAGAGCUGGUUGAGCUCCGGGAGGGAACAGAGCUCUUCAAAUCAAAUUCAUUCAAGCUCCAGGCAAAACAACUGCUUCGUGAAGUAUCUGCGAGCGAAUCUCAGCGAAGCAUAGUAGAGAAGGUCCUGAUGUCCUUGCACGAACAUUUGAUAAAUUUGCCGUCGAUCGCACCCUGCAAGCCACCAAGUACAAUUAAAAAGCGGACCGCCGUUCCUUACCCUGCUCCUCUCCCAUCCCAAGACUCUCAAUGGACUGUUUCUUUUGAACCGCCAUCCAAUAUCCAGCUGGUUGGGAGUUGGGCAAAUGGGGUAGCAGUGCGUGGAAAUGACAAGACUGGGUUCUCGGUUGAUCUUGCAGUUGAAAUACCCUCGUCGCUACUCCGCGAGAAGGAUUAUCUCAAUGCAAGGUACUUCCACCAGAGGGCCUACUACCUUGCAAUCAUUGCAUCAAGCUUAUCGGCCAAAGGAAACCCUCUUGGACUGACAUCCGAUGAUCUACAUUAUGAAUCCCUAGAACACGACAUUCGACGAACUACACUGGUUAUCCUUCCCACAAAAGACUCGUCCUCCGACUUGGCCCGUUCCAAAUUCCCCCUCUCCAUCCGAAUCAUCCCCGUAUUGCCCUCAAAUAACCCAUUGAGCGAGCGACACCUCGGACCUGGCCGCGCUUGUAUACGAACCUCUGGUUUAUCCGACUUGGAUCCCGCACCUACGCCCCUAUAUAAUAACUCCGUACUACUUAGCACUACACCUGUCUCUCACCUCUUGUUAAUACACAACGCAAAGAGCCAAAUACCUGCAUUCGGUGAUACACUUGCGCUUCUCCGAGUUUGGGCCAACCAACGUGGUUAUGGGACUGGGACCGGUCAUAGGUUAGAAGAUUCGGCACAGCACGCGCGGUGUGUUCGCGGGUUUGGGUUUUUAGGUGCCUUGUGGGGUGCUAUUAUCGUAUAUCUGGUCCUUGGUGGUAAACCUGUGAAGGGCGUUAAAAAGCAGGCUCGUAUUGGGAGAGGUUUGAGUUCCUACCAGUUGUUCCGAGCAGUUUUGGAUUUCUUGGCAAAACACGAUUUCGCAACGGCGCCCAUAUUUCUUGCUGAAAGCCCCUUUGAGCUGGCUGAUUGGAAGGAGCACCAUGACGCGAUAUUCAUCGAUGGUAGUGGCAAGUACAACAUGCUGGCAGGUGUGCCUUUAGAGUCACUUGAAAUGUUGAAGCUCGAUGCUCAAUCGUCAUUAUUGCUUUUGGAUGAGUCCAGUGACGAGGCUUUCGAGGCUACCUUUUUGCACGAUCUUCGGAACCCAAGAUUGCGAUUCGACUAUUCACUUCGAGUGCCUCUGGAUGGCGCAAAAUCCAAGGUCGAGACCCUCAGCACUACUCUAGAAUGGUCUUCCCGCACGAAUGCGCUCAUUUCUCAGCUGACUUCGAUCAUCAGAAAAGCACUAGGCACCCGUGUCAAAGCAUGUGUUGUCCUUCAACCUGCUCCUACGCUUCGGCCUUUGUCCCAAUCAACACCCAAUUCUAUACCAUUUGUCGAACUCGGUCUUGUCCUGGACCAAACGGAAGCUCCCCGUUUAGUAGAUUACGGGCCUCCCGCAGACGAUUCAGCUGGCUCAGAGACCUUCCGCGCGUUUUGGGGUCCCAAAUCUGAGCUACGGCGAUUCAAGGAUGGUCGUAUCCUCGAAAGUGUAGUUUGGGAAGUAACCCACCCAGAUGAACGAGCCCACAUUCCUGGACGGUUGAUCCGGCAUAUACUCCAGUAUCACUUUGGGAUAGAGCUUGCCCCUGUUCAGCGGACUAUUUACGACGAGGUCGUACGAUUACCAUCGAGUGUUGUCAAACUUUAUUCGAGCGUUGCCGAGAACCUAAUGACGUUCCGACCAUCGCAAACAUCCUUUGACGCGCUUGUGAAGCAGAUUAAAUCCGCCGAAGACUUGCCAUUGGCACUAGUGACAGCUAGCCCGAUCUCUCCGAGUUUACGAGGAACUAGUGUUUUCUACCCUUGGCCAUUGGAUAUCGCACGUUAUGGAGCACUCCCAGACUCGAUCAAAUACGUCCCGCCUAUGGAAGCAAUCCUCCAACUCGAGAAAAGUGCUCGCUGGCCGGACGAUCUUGCCGCUAUUCAAAAAAUUAAAUUAGCCUUUUUUGUGGGUAUUGCCGAUGCGCUCCGAGCUCAGGACGAAAAGAUUCGUACGGCAGUCGCCCUUGACUCGGACGCCACCGAAACAGACAUUCAUGACAAUUGUUCACUCGAAAUACUUGCUCCAUCUGGAUUUGCCUUUCGACUCCGGAUUUAUCACGAUCGUGAAAAGACAUUAUUGGAUGGAAUUAUCUCGGAUACCAAGGCUGUUCCUGCGGUAGUUGCUGUAGCCAAAAAUGCAUUGCGCAUACAUGAGACGAGGUUUAUACAUACACCGAGGCAUCAUGCGGCCGUUGCAGCGCUCGGCCAUCGCUAUCCUUCGUAUGCGCCCACAGUCCGACUUGUAGUUCGGUGGCUUGGGGCCCACCUGCUCUUGACUCACAUUUCUCAUGCGCUCGUGGAACUCAUUGUCGCGCGCGAAUUCUUGAGACCGGGUCUCCCGCCCACAAGUGUCCCAACCGCAUUUGCUCGUGUCGUCCAAACGCUUGUAGAAUGGAGGUGGAGAGAGGAGCCGCUUGCUAUUCCGCUGUACUCUGCGUUGGACGAACAGGGUGAAAGAGACCACAAAAAGUUGUCCAAGGGCGCCGAAGAAGCGUGUCGUGCGUUGAGGGGAGAGGAUCCUACGCUCAGUCGAGGCGCUUGGGUUGUUUCCACCGAGGAGGAUGUGCGGGGGCUCAGAUGGGGUAGUCCUAAACCUAUUGUUGCAGCUCGAGUUCAGCAAAUCGCCAAGGCUACUCUGGAGCAUAUCUUGUCUCACGAAAUAAUUGAAAAGACCAUUUUCCUACACCCCCUUACCGACUAUGAUUUUAUAAUACGCCUAAACCCAUCCGUGCUUCCUCGAUACGGAGAGAACCUCGCCGCAGACCAACGCGUGUGGACUGCUUCGCGAGGUUUUGCGAACAAUCGUGAAGUUUCUUCGCCCCUUGUUGGGUUCGAUCCGGCAGCCGAGUAUUUGGCUGACUUGCGACGCUCGUUUGGUCACCUUGCACUGUUCUUCCAUGAUCCGCAUGGAGGAGACAUCAUUGCGGGGCUUUGGGACCCAAAACCCACUACUCAAGUCACACCGUUCAAGGUCCUGCUGGGGUACUCGACUAAACCUACGGACGGGGGAAAGGUCGUGUUUAACAAAAAGUCAGCCAUCGCAGAGAUGAAACUCAUGGGCGAGGGUAUGCCAACGUUGCUCCGCCAAAUGAUAGCUAAGCUCAACGCGGUUCGCCAAUCGCUUCGCUCUGCACUAGAUCAGUAUCUGGAGAUGUGCCUUGCCAUCGAUUACUCCUUUACGGACAACAGUUCACCUCAAUACGGCUUCGAGCUACUAACAAACGCCAUAGUGGAUGAGCUGGAACUUUUCACUUCAUACGAAAAAAAGCUAUCACAAGCAAAAGCUGCCCUUGGGACAGCUAGAAAUCGCUCUGCUAUUGCGGUUCCGUUCAGUCGCCUUCCUAAUGAUAUCCUCAUUCGAAUUUUUGAGCUGGUUACCACUGAGCACAGUUGCAUCGCUCACAAACAAAAACAAGCAAAUAAGUAUAUAGUUCCCAGAUAUCCUAGCCUCCUGGCACACGUCUGUUCCCGUUGGCGCCGAGUAGUCAUGUCAUCAACCUACCUCUGGUCACAUAUCGACAUCCCUACGUUCUUUUCUCAUAACAAAGAGACAUUUGCUGGAAUGGAUGAAUAUAUAGCUCAAUCUGGAGCUUCGCUCUUGGAUAUUCACAUUGUGGAGUUAGAUGGUUUGGACAACCCCGUUUUGACGACACCAGGCCCGUUGACUCGGGUGCUUGUGCCGCUCACAUCCCGAAUUCGAUCGCUUGAAAUAGAAUUGAGCGCACCAUACAAUAAAACGGGAGGAUAUUCUAUCAUGCUUUCUUCUUUCUUCUCCAACUGCACGCCGGGCACCCUCAAACGUUUGGCGAUAUGUCUGAACAAUUCCAAUGCACCCUGUUGUUUCAUCGCCGCGGCGUUCAGCGUCCCAAAGAGGAAUACCACUUCUUUUGGAGCUGCAGUGGAAAACGUAAUAUCGUUGUCCAUUCCCGAAAAGACUCUUGAGGAUCUCUGGUUUCCUGUUACUACGCUCGAGCUCAGGGGAGUAUAUCCUCGCUGGUCGAGCAAGGCAUAUUCUGGUCUGACUACACUUCGUUUGGGUUCCAAUGGAGGAUUUAGGGCCUCGGUUUCACAGGCAGAAAUUUCUGCUAUUUUGUCAUCUAGUCCAAAGCUUCGCAUUCUUGAUUUCGGCCUCAAUAUUACCUACGCUUAUUCUCCUGAAGAAGAAAUAAAGCCUGUGGGGCUCGACGAUCUGGAAGUACUGUUGACGGGAGAGCGAACCCCUGAACAGCUCGGCCGACUCCUUUGCUUGAUUGCCCCUGGUUCACGCCCGCUGAGCAUAUCUCUUCGGCAAUCCGCCGGGCGCCAUCGUACUCGAUUCAGCGCCGAGGUUCGGGACUUUUUUGCCCGCGCAAAUGUAGAAGUAGUUGGAAUGGCCGGCUCUUAUGCUUACCAACAAGUUAUUGAACUUCAAGAACUAGUGCCCGAGAUGCGUGCUCUAGUUUUCAGUCGAAUAAAUAUUCGGCAAAUUGAUUGGAACAGUGUGAGUCUCGGAGACCCCGAGACUGAUUUACAAGACCUCUACGUGCUUCGAGACACAAUGAUUUCGCAGGAUAACCUUCUCCGCAUGGUAAAGGCUCACCGCAUACACAAACUCAUAAUGGCGGAAGACGCCAAAAUUAUGGAUGCUAUUGGCCUGACCCCGGUUCUUGAUAAAAGAACGAUUCAUGAACAACUCUCGGCCCUUGAAGUUGAUCUUAAGCUCAUCGACUCAGAAGAACCGCAUCCCUUUCAAGAAUGGGAUUGGAGCUUUUGA